GGACUAGUGGUUAGUUAGCAAAGCGGUAAGUCGCAAGUGUUACAUUUUGACUUUUGUUUGCCAAAAAAUAGUCUACGAAUUCAAAAACCUUCCAGAUUUAGAGGUUCAUAGGUUACGAAUUUAUCAAACUUCGCUACAUCUGAAAGUUCGAGAAAUAAAAAUAUCUCACGCGAUGCGAAUACUCUUACUAUUCUCAAUUUUCACAAUUCUCCUGAGUUGUGGUACAGCAUGGCGAAAUUUUUUACGGGGCAGAAGUAAUAAUGGCAACUUGGGAGUUCCAAAUUUAUCAAAAAAUUAUGAUUUGCCAACCGAGCAAUGGUUCAAACAAUUCCUGGACCAUUUCAAUCCAACCGACGCAAGGACUUGGGAGCAGAGAUACUUUCUUAACUCCGAUUAUUAUAAACCAAAUGGACCAGUGUUUGUAAUGAUUGGUGGAGAAGGCGAAGCUAGUGCGAAAUGGAUGGUUGAAGGCCAAUGGAUAGAAUAUGCGAAACAAUUUGGAGCUAUGUGCUUUUUGAUUGAACAUCGCUAUUAUGGAAAAAGCCAACCGACUUCUGAUCUGAGCGUGAAAAACCUGGUUUAUUUGAAUUCUGAACAGGCGUUGGCCGAUGUUGCGUAUUUUAUUGAAGGAAUGACUCACUUGCAUCAAAUUCCGCACGGCACAAAAUGGAUUGUAUAUGGUGGCUCAUAUGCAGGAUCAUUGGCUGCAUGGAUGCGUUCAAAAUAUCCACAUUUGGUACAUGGUGCUGUCUCAACAAGCGGCCCACUUUUGGCACAAGUGGAUUUCCAACAAUAUUACGUUAUCGUGGAAAGUUCAUUGAAAACUCACUCUCAAGAUUGUGUGGACGCGAUUGCAGCAGCCAAUAGACAAAUCCACAUAAUGUUGCGCCAUCCUCUUGGGCAGAAGGGCAUCGCAAAAAAAUUCAACUUGUGCGAUCCAAUUGAUUCAGGCCACACGAAGAAAAGUGACAUUGCCAACUUGUACGAAACCCUGGCUGGAAAUUUGGCCGAUAUUGUUCAGUACAAUAAGGAUAAUCGCAACAGUAGUCAUUACACGAUUGACACAGUUUGCGAUAUUUUGGUCGAUCAAAAACGAGGAACUCCGGUCGACAGAUUUGCGGAAGUUAGCAAUAUGAUGUUGACAGCUGGAAAAGAAAAAUGCUUGGAUUACAGCUACACGAAGAUGGUUAAUGAGCUGAGGAAUAUUACCUGGAAAGAACAGAAAAUUAUGGGAGGUCGUCAGUGGGUCUAUCAAACUUGCACAGAAUUUGGCUUCUUCCAAACUUCAACAGCUCGGCCUACUUUGUUCAGUGACACUUUCCCAGUUGAAUUUUUCAUCGAUCAAUGUUCUGAUAUUUUUGGACCAAGAUAUCGUCAUGUUUUGGAUUCAGGCGUAGAACGCACUAACACUUUGUAUGGAGCUCUCGAUUUGGAAGCAUCAAACGUUGUUUAUGUUCAUGGAUCCAUUGAUCCUUGGCAUGCUUUGGGAAUUAUCGAGUCCACGCAUCCUGAUUCUCCUGCUAUUUAUAUAAAUGGCACUGCACAUUGUGCCAACAUGUAUCCGCCUUCAAAGGACGACAUUCCUGCAUUGGUGGAAGCCAGGAAAGAAAUUGGAAUCUUGAUUGCCAAAUGGUUAAAGAAUUGAAGAAAAAUCGGAUUGUCUGCGAAAACUCAAAGUGAUAGAUAAAAGCUCAAAAAGUUUUGAAAAUACAGCUAAAGUGAUGAGACAAAUGUAAUAUUAUAUUGCAAGUGAGAUUUAAGGUAUUUUAUGCUGUUAUUAAGAUUUAAAAUGUCUUACUCAUGUGUUUAAAAUACAAAAGAGAUUUGAAUAAAAUCAAUCAUUUUUUUACACGUUA
Messenger RNA from Belonocnema kinseyi, 1856 nucleotides. Its product is annotated as putative serine protease K12H4.7. Gene Ontology annotation, biological process: proteolysis. Lineage: Eukaryota; Metazoa; Arthropoda; Insecta; Hymenoptera; Cynipidae. Gene Ontology annotation, molecular function: dipeptidyl-peptidase activity; serine-type exopeptidase activity. The transcript has 9 exons. Bases 173 to 1645 code for a protein of 490 amino acids. The record is from RefSeq and is a predicted model, not a curated record.